Messenger RNA from Annulohypoxylon truncatum, 1704 nucleotides. Its product is annotated as Scd6-like Sm domain-containing protein. Lineage: Eukaryota; Fungi; Ascomycota; Sordariomycetes; Xylariales; Hypoxylaceae. Gene Ontology annotation, molecular function: mRNA binding. Gene Ontology annotation, biological process: cytoplasmic stress granule assembly; P-body assembly. Gene Ontology annotation, cellular component: P-body. The coding region runs from base 1 to 1704 and encodes 567 amino acids. The transcript is spliced from 4 exons. The record is from RefSeq and is a predicted model, not a curated record.
AUGUCCGAAUUCCUUGGUUCACGAAUCUCUCUCAUAUCCAAGAGCGAUAUCCGCUACUCGGGUAUAUUACACGAAAUCAAUUCUGAGGAGUCGACGGUCUCCCUCGAGAAUGUCAAGUCUUUCGGCACCGAGGGACGCAAGGGUAAUCCGGAUGAGGAGAUAGCACCAUCUGAUCAAGUUUACGAGUACAUCGUCUUCCGCGGUAGUGACGUGAAAGACCUGCGCAUCGAAGGAGCACCUGCUCCUCCCAAGGAGAACCAACCUCCCAAGGUCCCCGAUGACCCUGCUAUUGUGGGCGCCCGAACCCGACCCCAAGGCCCCCAUGGCUCUCAGGGCCCUCCAGGCGUCAUGCCACCUGGGCCUGGUGCCCCGGGCUAUGGCCAGAGCCCGUAUCAACCGAACCCCUUCUACCCUCCUCCCCCUACACAAUGGGGACGAGGUGGACAUCCCGGUCCUGGUCCAGGCCAAGGCUUUCCUGCGAUGCCUUACCCUCCUCCUCCGGGCUGGUUUCCUCCUGGCCAGGGCUUCCCAGCUGGUGGCCCUGGAGGUCCGGGUCCGUGGAAUAGCUUUGGAUACCCUCCUGGUCCCGGUCCUCAAGGACCCCAAGGACCUCCGGGCGUACCUGGUCAAGGCAUGAGAGCGACUCCUCAGCAGGUUGGCAACAAGCCAGCCCCUAUUGGUGCAGGUGUCGAUAAACAAAGAGUGGGUGGUCACCCCGCGGUCGAGUUGCCUACCGAACCUAAAUCUCUUGGACAGCAGCAAACAAUCCAGCCUGCUUCGAGUGCCGCUCCAACCCCGCCGGUUGAGUCGAAGCCUAGUGCGGCUGAAGUCAAAGCUACUGCAGAAUCGCUCUCCACGACGAAUGCACCCUCGAGUAGCGCUCUCGAGAAGAAGCCUGUCCCGACCGGCCCUAAGAACAACCGAAUCACUCCCGUAGUGCCUAUUCCGCCUACGUUCGCUUCAAAGGCUGGCUCUCAAGUUACUGCCGCUGCCGCUACGACUAAGACUACAGGCGAUCAAGCCAACGGUCCGGUUGCCGCCACCUCUCUCAAGGACGCAACCCAAGCUGCGAAGGCUGCCGUUGCUGUUGCCAUGGCCAAACUCGACAGCACUCGUGCCGCCGAAGCCCCGAAUCAAGCCCCGGUUCAGAAUGGCAGCAAUGUGAUGGACAAUUUGACCAAGAAGGUCAAUGAGAUGCGCAUGAAUGCCUCUCGAAACCCCACCAACGGUAGGGGUCGUGGACGCGGUGGACGCGGAGGUGGAUCGAGCAAGGUUAACGUUCCCGACGCGGAUUUCGAUUUCGCGGCUGGAAACGCCAAAUUCAACAAGCAAGAUCUUGUGAAGGAGGCCAUCGCUGGUUCUCCCCUUACUGAAGCUUCCAAUGGACCCACGCCCGAGCAAUCGUUAUCCGAGGAGUCUACUGCUGUGCCGAUUGCGUACAACAAGACUAGGUCAUUUUUUGACAACAUCUCUAGUGAAGCUAAGGACCGUGCCGAAAAUGGAGGUCAGAAGCCCGGUGGACGAGAGUGGCGCGGUGAAGAGCAGCGCAAAAACAUCGAGACUUUUGGACAAGGAAGCGUUGAUGGUGGUUAUCGUGGCGGUUACCGCGGCCGCGGUCGUGGUGGACGUGGCAGUAGUCGUGGCCGCGGAUUCGGCGGACCUCGAGGGAGAGGAAACUCAUUCCGCCAAUCUUCGAACCAAUAA